AUGCUCCAUGCAAUCUUUUACGCCCGCUUCCACCCUCUCCGUGGUCCCUCCAUAAUCCACCAAUACCCACCAACCUCCAUCCUCCCACCGCCGUCCUCUAAUGCAGUCCCUCUAAUCAGCUGGUCAGACCUCUCGGCCUACAUCAUCCCACCAUACCCACUCUGCAACCAGCCCCUCUCCAUCCUCUCCGACUMAGUCCGCGUUCUAGGCUUUCCCAUCUCCCUCGAAGACCCCGAAUAUGACCGCAACCGCUUCACAUUCAACAUCUGCUUCGUAGUCUCCGCUUCCGACAAGGCCGGAACGUGGGAAGGUUUGGUCCGCAAGACGGCGCGAUUCUUCGAAUCGAUUGAGCGAGAGGAUUGCGUGCUGCAAAUUGAAGAGGAUUUGAAGGGACUGAAACUUGCUGGAGAGGAAGGAUAUCCCRAAAAGGGCGUCGGGACGGUCGCGUAUCUUUUGGAGAGAGUUUGGGAGGAUUUGAGGGGUUUGGGGGAGUGUUGUGUACAAUUGCCGGGAUAUGGGACUGGGACUUUGAAUUUGAGGGUUGAGGAGGAGUUGGAUGAGGAGAAGGAGGAUUGUAGAGGUGUUAGGGUGAGGAGUUGGGAUGUUCCGGUCUUGAUUCGGGGACUGCCGGUUAGGGAGGAGUGGACGAGGGACUUGACGUUGGAGAGGGUCGGGGAGUGGGUUGAUGGUGUGAGACAUGUGGGGAGGAUUGCGGAAUUGGCGGACGUCGAGGUCAAGCUUGUGAAGAGGUGUGUGAGGGAGUUGGUGGUGUUGAAGAGGGCGAUGGUGUUGGACAUAUUCCACUUUGGAGCCAUCUAUACUUGCACCAAAGACGUGGUGGAUUUUGUUCGGGAUGAGGACUUGCAGGAGGAAUGCAGAGCCUACGUCGCUAUUGUUUCCAAGGAUGAGAAUGAUGGGCAAAAUCUACCGAACAAGGAGACUUUGAUAGAGCUCUACACCUCCCUACAGCCUGGUCUCCAGCUCCGCGACUUCUGCCUCGAGCAUGAAAGCUCAUUGCAUAACAUCGACACCCGCCGCCUUAUAACAUUCGGCAUUAUCAAAGGCUUCCUCCGCAGAAUCCACAAAUUCGCCGUCGCGACCGACAAUAACUCCCCGCUUCCCAGUGGAGGCAAGAAACUCCGCUCUUCAAAUUCCCAUCCCUCAGGCGACGAAGCUGCGCGAGAAAUGGAUCGUGCCUGGCGAAAAGCCGCAAUGAGUUCGGGAUGGGCAACUCCACCGCAGAAUCCCACGCCGAAGUCCGGAAGUGGGAGUCUUGUGGGGAGUAGGAGGAACGAAGCGGACGUUAUGAGAGRGAGGGUCAUGUUCUAUUUAGAUGGAGGUUCGCCAUUGGACCGAGCUUGUGUGGAAUUGGGCGUUGGCGAGAAGGGAUUUCUGGAGAAAGUAAGGGGCGGAAGGUGUGGGGAGGUGGUGCUGUUUAAUAAGUGA
Ramularia collo-cygni is the source of this 1446-nucleotide messenger RNA. RefSeq lists its product as uncharacterized. The record is from RefSeq and is a predicted model, not a curated record. Bases 1 to 1446 code for a protein of 481 amino acids. Gene Ontology annotation, cellular component: GATOR1 complex; vacuolar membrane. Gene Ontology annotation, molecular function: GTPase activator activity. Lineage: Eukaryota; Fungi; Ascomycota; Dothideomycetes; Mycosphaerellales; Mycosphaerellaceae. Gene Ontology annotation, biological process: cellular response to amino acid starvation; negative regulation of TORC1 signaling; positive regulation of autophagy. The transcript has a single exon.